UUGUAUGAAUUUUUUAAUCGUGUUUGAGUAAUAUUACUCAGAAUUUUGAUACCUAAGUUUUGCCUUCCUUUAAUAUUAAGACUAGCGUAAAUAAUUUGAAAUGGCAGCGGCACUAACAGUUUCAUUAAUGAUUUUUAUGUUUUCGUUGAAAACGGUUAAUUGUAUACACUGUUAUCAGUGUUCAGGUACUGAUUCAGAAAAUCCAUUUGAUUGCAAUGAAUAUUUAGAAGGAGACACUUAUUUACAACCUACAGAUUGUUCUACGAUUCAUAACGCUCAGCAUUGUAUAAAAUAUGUAGGAAGAUAUGAAGGUUUUGCACUUGAGUGCUAUCAGUGCAACUCUUCAACUACCAUGGAAUGUGGUGAUGGUCUUAUGAAUUUGGAUGGAGGCAUAAUAAAACCAACUUCAUGUCAACAUGUGUAUAAUGCUCAAUACUGCAUUAAAAAAACAGGUCUAACUAACACUGCAUUCCUAUCUACAAUUUCCCAUCAAAUUAAAAUAUGA
Molecule: messenger RNA, 505 nt
Organism: Diatraea saccharalis (sugarcane borer)
Lineage: Eukaryota; Metazoa; Arthropoda; Insecta; Lepidoptera; Crambidae
Source: the annotation of a GenBank genome assembly